AUGGGAUGCAUCAAAUCCAAGCAUGCCUUUCCAGGUUCAAACGCUAUCCAGGAUGAAAGGAUCACGGAAAGCAACGCAGGGUGCGCUGGGGAGAAGUCAUCACUGAUAGCAGCCAAGGCGGAUGAGAGAGGUCCGUCAAGCACCAUCGUGCUAGACUACGCACACCGGCUCUCCCGCGAGAUCCUUGAUCAGGCGGUGAAACAGUGGGCGGUGACUGAAAGCAAGUACAGCGACAUCCCUUACAUCGAGAGCGACGUGCCCUGA
Molecule: messenger RNA, 264 nt
Organism: Opisthocomus hoazin
Lineage: Eukaryota; Metazoa; Chordata; Aves; Opisthocomiformes; Opisthocomidae
Source: RefSeq, a predicted model, not a curated record